Molecule: messenger RNA, 3547 nt
Organism: Erpetoichthys calabaricus (reedfish)
Lineage: Eukaryota; Metazoa; Chordata; Cladistia; Polypteriformes; Polypteridae
Product: zinc finger protein 883-like
Exons: 3
Biological process (GO): regulation of transcription by RNA polymerase II
Molecular function (GO): RNA polymerase II cis-regulatory region sequence-specific DNA binding; DNA-binding transcription factor activity
Source: RefSeq, a predicted model, not a curated record
AGAAAAAGAAGACGCUGAUGUUUACUGGAACAUCUCAAUGGAUGUGAAACUGGAGAGCUGUGAUGUGGACACUAAUAUCAUGGAUAUUAAGGAGGAGGACUGUGAGUUGGAGUCCAUCUACCUUAAACAGGAAAGUCUGAGCAUUAAGGAGGAGAGCAGUGAACUACAGACAGUGGGCAUUAAAGAUGAAGCUGAAGAGAAGUCUGUCAGUAUUGAGACAAUUAACCAUACAAAUCUGGACAGUGUAAAUGAAGACAACCUUCAUGAUUGGUGUCAAGAUGGAGUGGUAACCUGGUUAGACUCUUCUCAAAGCAGACACUGUUCAUCUCCAGAGCCUUCUGUCAAUGUGAAGACUGAAUCAUUACAGUCUAAACCAAAGAGGACUAAGAAAAGUACAUCUGUUAGAGCUCAGGAAAAUCGGCCACCAUCUUCAAAGCAGUCUGGAAAAAGCCAUCUUCAGGGACACGCGAGAGUUCACACCGGAGAGAAGCCAUAUUGCUGUAAUGAAUGUGGUAAACAGUUUUCAGAGAUGGGCAAUCUACAGAAACACACGAGAGUUCACACUGGAGAGAAGCCCUAUUGCUGUAAUGAAUGUGGUAAACAGUUUUCAGAGAUGGGCAAUCUACAGAAACACACUAGAGUUCACACUGGAGAGAAGACCUAUUGCUGUAAUGAAUGUGGUAAACAGUUUUCACAAAAAGGCCAUCUUCAGAUACACACGAGAGUUCACACUGGAGAGAAGCCAUAUUGCUGUAAUGAAUGUGGUAAACAGUUUUCACAAAAAGGCCAUCUUCAGAUACACACGAGAGUUCACAACAGAAUAAAAACAGUAGCACUUCAAAAAUCAGUCCAGAAAAACAAGAACCCUUCAGGACUCAAGAGUGAGGUUCAGUCGUGUCCUGAAAAGUUUAAACUUUAUACAGGAAUCAAACUUCACUGCUGUUCUGAAUGUGGCAAACAGUUUUCAAUAAGAUGUAAUCUUCAAAGGCAUCAAAGACUUCACACAGGGGAGAAGCCAUAUUGCUGUUCUGAAUGUGGUAAAAAGUUUUCACAGAGAAGUAAUCUUCAUAGCCACCAAAGAAUUCACACAGGAGAUAAGCCGUAUUGCUGCUCUGAAUGUGGUGAAAAAUUUUCACGGAACAGCCUUUUUAAGAGCCACCAAAGAAUCCACACAGGAGAGAAGCCAUAUGACUGUUCUGAAUGUGGCAAACAGUUUUCAGAAAGAUGCAUUCUUCAGAUCCACCAAAGAAUUCACACAGGGGAGAAGCCAUAUGACUGUUCUGAAUGUGGUAAAAAGUUUUCACAUAGAAGCAGUCUUCAGAGCCACCAAAGAAUUCACACAGGAGAGAAGCUGUAUGACUGUUCUGAAUGUGGUAAAAAGUUUUCACAUAGAAGCAGUUUUCAGCGCCACAAAAUAAUCCACACAGGGGAGAAGCCGUAUGCCUGUUCUGAAUGUGGCAAACAGUUUUCAGAAAGAAGCAGUUUUCAGCGCCACAAAAUAAUUCACACAGGGGAGAAGCCAUAUUGCUGCUCUGAAUGUGGAAAACAAUUCUCUUACAGAAGUCAUUUUCACAUACACAUUAAAACUCACUCAGGGGAGAAGCCGUAUUGCUGCUCUGAAUGUGGCAAAAAGUUUUCACGGAAAAGCCAUCUUAAGAGCCACCAAAUAAUUCACACAGGACAGAAGCCAUAUGACUGUUCUGAAUGUGGUAAAAAGUUUUCACUGAAAUGCAAUCUUCAGACCCACCAAAGAAUCCACACAAGGGAGAAGCCAUUUUGCUGUUCUGAAUGUGGUAAACAGUUUUCACAGAGAAGCAGUCUUCAAAGCCACCAAAGAAUUCACACAGGAGAGAAGCCAUAUUUCUGCUCUGAAUGUGGCAAAAAGUUUUCACAGAGUAGCAGUCUUCAGAAACAUCAAAGAAUUCACACAGAUGAACACAGUACAAUGUUGAGCAGUAGAAGAAAUACUUCAGUAAGUUUAAUGAAAAUAAAAAAGAUCUAAUUGGGGAAACUACAAGUAAAGUGGUAAAUAUACUGCCCCCCCUCCAACAGCCUCAGGUGGAAACAGAACUUACUCAUGCAUGGCUUAUGAGGGGUGAACUAAGACCAAAACAUGUACACCUCAUCAUAGGUGCACAAAACAGUGGCUUGGACACAAAGUGGUUCAGAUUAAAAAUAGAAAAAAUAAUAUAACCCAUAAUUGUCACUUCUACCACAAAGAGCUAGAAACAGUCACACAUCUUGUUGCCUGGUGUGAGGUACUGACUGCUGAAGGAUUAUAGGCUGCACAACACCACAAAGUGGCCAGGCUCAUUCACUGGAAACUCUGCAAGAAGUACAACUUACCCUCACCAGAAAGAAACUGGGACCACAACUCAGACAGCACAAUGGAAAAUGAGGAGGUGCAGGUCACUUGUAGCACAUCAAUACUGACUGACUAAUAAUAGAGGCCAGAAAACCAGAUGUAAGAAAUCCUGGAUAACAGAAGUAUUAGUUCCUAGUGAUUACUCAGUCCGAAGAAUGGAGAGGCAAGAAAGAAACAAAAUACCAAGAAAUGCAGUCUUGAAAUAUGACAAGUGAAAUGUGGACCGAAAAAUAAAAACAGAAGGACUGCCUGUUGUUCUAGGAUGAACAGGACUGAUAAAGAAAAAUGUUCAGGCCCAUCUUAACAAAUUGCAUUACCUCCUUAUGGCCUGCAUAAAGAAGCCUUAUUAGGAACAAUGAAGGUUGUACACUGAGUCCUUGUGAGAAACUUAAGGCAGUGAGAAGUUAAACAGUACAAUGAGACUGUCCUGACUAAAGAGUGAAGUUCACUCCUGUUUUGAUGGUUAGCAAACCAAGAAAAUUUGGAAGAAUUAAACCUGAGAGAAACUGAAUUGCUGUUCUGAAUGUGGUAAACAAUUCUGGCACAGAAAUACUCUUCUGAUGAACAUUACAAUUCACAAAGGAGAGAAGCCGUAUGGGUGUUCUGAAUGUGGCAAACAGUUUUCAUGGAGAAACAACCUUUUGGAUAAAACAGCAAGAUUUAUUUGUAUUGCACAUUUUCAUAUAAACAAUGUAGCGCAAACUGCUUUUACAAGAUGUAAUAAGAAGGAAGUUAAUAUAAAACAUAAACAAGACUAGGCAAUAAUAUACAGUAUGUAACAAAGAAAAAGGUAAUGUUGAAUGCCCAAGUGGACAGAAAAAAAGCAAAAAAAAAAAAACUCCAGUUACACCGAAGAGAAGAAAAUCAACAGGGGAUCCAAGGCCAAAAUACUACCUGGCUGCCUCUAGGCAUUCUACCUAACAUUGUACCUAAAUCAGUCCUCAUGGUUUACAUGCUUCACAUGAAGAUGUUGAUGAUGAUGGCCAUGUGGACACCUGGGACACUCGCCAUUCAGUCCAUAACCACGAGGCAGUGUGGUAUGUUGAUCAGAAGGUGGAGGAGCUCAUCGUCACCACAGAAGAAAUGCAGAAGACAGCAGCGAAUAGUACAGAUUAGUAUGGAACUGCACAUCACAGAGGAAAAUGAUAAUCCAGUGUCCAUAUAGACAAAUAGGGAUACAAC